GGGGCUGGUCCCUGUGCUCUGCUCCCCCACGUGCCGUGCCCCCGCCUCACUCGGCCUCGCUCUCCUGGCAGGAUGCUGCUCGCCCGGGCUCUGCGCGCCGCCGCCGCCGCCCUCCGCCCGCUGCCGCCGCGGGUCCCGCCCUCCCCGCUGCUGCGGCCCGCGGCCCUGCUCUGCGACGCCCGCCCGCCCGCCGCCCGCCCCUUCACCCGCAGCCUCUGGCUGCUCAGCGGGGACGCGGCCGGGACGCAGCGGCCUGGCCUCCUGCGGCCCCAGCGAGCCUCCCCCUGCGGCUGCGGCGGCCUCCACACCGAGGGGGACAAAGCGUUUGCAGAGUUUCUGAGAGAUGAAAUUAAAGAGGAGGAGAAGAUCCGGAAACAUAAAUCCCUGCCCAAGAUGUCUGGAGGGUGGGAGCUAGAAGUGCAUGGCACUGAAGCCAAAUUGUUGCGGAAAAUAGCUGGUGAGAGGAUUACAGUUACAUUCAACAUUAACAACAGCAUUCCACCAACAUUUGAUGAAGAACCACAAGAAGGACAGAAAGCUGAUGAACAGGAGCCUGAACUUACAUCGACUCCUAACUUUGUUGUAGAAGUAACAAAAGAUGACCCCAAACAGACUCUUGUGCUUGACUGCCACUAUCCUGAGGAUGAGAUUGGACAUGGGGAAGAGGAGGAGAGUGACAUUUUCUCAAUCCGGGAGGUCAGCUUUCAGCCCACUGGAGAAUCAGACUGGAAGGACACCAACUACACUCUCAGCACAGACUCUCUUGACUGGGCUCUGUAUGACCACUUAAUGGAUUUCUUGGCUGACCGAGGAGUGGACAACACAUUUGCUGAUGAAUUAGUUGAGCUCAGCACUGCAUUAGAGCACCAGGAGUACAUUAAAUUCCUUGAAGACCUUAAAAGCUUUGUCAAAUGUCAGUAGAUGAGGAAAUUAAAAGUCAAAGCCUGCAAAUGUGGAUAUCCUGCAGCAGUGCUCUUACCUGCAGCUGAUACCACCAGUAAGUUUAAAACUUCAAAGUGGGAUAAACACAUCAUGGAAAACUAAAUGAUUCUCAAUGAUUGCAUUUCAAAUUUAAUUUAUGUUGCAGCCUGGAUUUUAAGUUUUGUGUCAUUCUCACACCUCCCACCAGUUUGGGUAUUUUUGUACAAUUAAGAAACAUGAUAUAAUGACAUGAAGAAUAAAAUCCACUCGAGAAAAAUUUUCUUUU
Messenger RNA from Terrapene triunguis (Three-toed box turtle), 1207 nucleotides. RefSeq names its product complement C1q binding protein (gene C1QBP). NCBI's taxonomy places the organism in Eukaryota, Metazoa, Chordata, Testudines, Emydidae. Gene Ontology annotation, cellular component: mitochondrial matrix. Gene Ontology annotation, biological process: cytosolic ribosome assembly. The transcript has 6 exons. The coding region runs from base 73 to 921 and encodes 282 amino acids. The record is from RefSeq and is a predicted model, not a curated record.